AUGCGGACGAUCGACUGUGAGUUCUCCCACUUCGCCGUGCACCCCGGCCACGGCCGCCGCUACGUCCCCUUCGCGUUCCUGUCCACGAAGCCCGUGCUGACCUUCUCCCGCCCAAAGUGCUUCGUCAUGUACAUGCGCAAGAAGAACCCGCGCUUCAUCCCGUGGACCCGCACGUACCGCCGCAUCCACCGCAAGACAACAACCGACCGCGUCGUCCGCCGCCGUGCGGCCCGCACCGUGAAGGCCGAGCGCGGCAUCAACGGCGCCGACCUCUCGUACAUCCAGGAGGUGCGCGCGAAGACCAAGAAGGUGGACCGCUCCGCCAAGGGUAAGGCCAUCCGCGCAGAGAUGGCAGAGCGCAAGGCCGCGAAGAAAUAA
This is a messenger RNA of Trypanosoma theileri, 378 nucleotides long. RefSeq names its product ribosomal protein L24. NCBI's taxonomy places the organism in Eukaryota, Euglenozoa, Kinetoplastea, Trypanosomatida, Trypanosomatidae. The coding region runs from base 1 to 378 and encodes 125 amino acids. Gene Ontology annotation, biological process: cytoplasmic translation. The record is from RefSeq and is a predicted model, not a curated record. The transcript has a single exon. Gene Ontology annotation, cellular component: cytosolic large ribosomal subunit. Gene Ontology annotation, molecular function: mRNA binding; structural constituent of ribosome.